AUGGACCUCUCUGCUACGAAAAGAAAUCCAUUCGUAGGGUCCGAAGGAGCUGCUGGUAGUAUCCGCAUAAAUGCAGCUGUCGAGACACUGGCUCAACGUCAACUGCAAUCCCGUCCAUAUACACGAGCUUUCAUGGCGCUAAAUCCCUCUAUCGCCUCGGACCAACUCGUACUAGUAGAGAGACACGCUGCUGGAUCCACCAUUGUCACUGCCACGGCUGUGUCGUGGGCAGAUGUCCACCACGAGCAAAAGUGA
Messenger RNA from Peronospora matthiolae, 255 nucleotides. The record is from the annotation of a GenBank genome assembly. Lineage: Eukaryota; Oomycota; Peronosporomycetes; Peronosporales; Peronosporaceae.